This is a messenger RNA of Acanthoscelides obtectus, 1557 nucleotides long. NCBI's taxonomy places the organism in Eukaryota, Metazoa, Arthropoda, Insecta, Coleoptera, Chrysomelidae. The record is from the annotation of a GenBank genome assembly.
AUGGGCGUGGGAGAUUCUUUAGCAUUUUACUUGUUAUUGAACUACCAAACAAACGGCAGUAGCAGUAAAGAUUUUGAAGACGGUGCGGUAAUGUUCUGGAUGCGCCAGUUUCUAUGCUCGUCUAUGUUGAGGAUGGCCAACAAUCUCCAUGGGCAUCACGGACAUCACGGUGUUUCUUCUCGCUGCCAUGGACCGCCAAGAUACCAACAACGACAAAUUAAAAGUAUCUUUAAGACCAUUAAAAAUAGACGCCCAAUAUUUGAUGAAUACAGCAAUCUUAUGCCGCCUAGUUAUUUACUCUCUAAGGAAACGGCUGUUUUUAACAAGAGCGACAAUGCAUUUUGCAAUAUGAACCUUGAAAAUAUAAAAUCCGUUUUAAGUCAUCAAUCCAAUAAAGUUACACCCAUUUUGGCCGAUAGAAAAGUUGAUUCUCAACGAACUGAGCCACUACUUGAAAAAAAUGCUAGUGACGAAGUAAGAAGUGUUCUCGAAAAUAUUAUAGAAUAUUGUGGACUAGGAGGUGCCAAUCGCCAACGUGAUUUUAUAUCCAAAUACGUUACAGUAGUUUCUAAACCUAGAACUAGAAUUCGUAAAAAGAAUAAGCAUCAUCCCGCUGAAGGCCCAGAAGAGAACUACAGUACAUUUUUAGAACUGUCUAAUGAUAAUAAAAACAGUAGAAGACACAGUUCUUUUGCAUACUCUCUUGCCAAAAAUGUAAACAAUAAGGUGCAGAUUUCUAAAUACACUGCACCCAGGUUUUGUGGAGCAUUUGAGUUAGCCUUAAGGGGUCAUGAUGAAAAGGAAAAUUCGGAAAACAGAGGCAUAUUUAAGGAGCUGGUGAAUUUUAGCACCGAAUUAGACAACGAAUUGAAAGUCCAUAUUCAAUGUGCCAAACUUUUUAAGGGUACCUCAAAAACAACUCAAAACGAGCUUCUUGAGUGCAUGCUAGAUGUUUAUCAUGAAGAAGUUAAGAAGGAGAUUGCAAAUUCUCCUUUUGUUGCAGUAAUUGCCGAUGAAACGACGGACGUAGCCUGUGAAUUUCAAUAUUUGUGUAAAGGACAACCAGUUGAGAGAUUUUGGAGAUUUUACGUCCCCGACGGACACGAUGCCAAAUCAAUCGCUGCAUGCGUUUUAAAUGUUGUAAAUCCAUUACUAGAUCAAAAUCCAAACAAAUUAAUAGCUCAAAGCUAUGAUGACAAAAACAGGCUUAAAACUGAGUUACAAGUAUUAUAUCAGAGAGAAGAAUUGAGUACUACUUCUGGAGCUGUUCCACUAUCCAUUUUAUUGAACGAGGAAGGAUUAAAUUGUACGUUUCAAGAAACUCUUAAGCUCUUAAGUAUUUUAAUCACUAUACCGAUGUCAACAUCUGAAGCAGAACGCUCUUUUUCAAUGCUGAAACGGAUUAAAACUUUCCUCAGAAACACAAUGAAGGAAGAAAGGCUUAGUGCUUUAGGAAUGCUGUCUGCAGAAAAACAUUUUGUUAGUGGCAUUGAAAAUUUUAAUAAUAAGCAAAGACAAGGAAUACCAGGCAUAGAAAAUGACAAAAAUCAUUAUUAA